GGAGGAGGAGGAGGGAAGGGAGCAGGCAGGACUGAGGAGUUUGCUGCUCACAAAAGACUGAAAACAUUCAGGACGGAACUCACUGUGGCUUUUUAGAGGAUGAAACUAAGCCGAGAGACGUUCCUAAACGAGCAAGGACAAAGAAAGGACUUUUGACUCAUUUUCUGUGUUUUUCUACUCAUUUUGGAAAAUAUACAUUUUUGCCUGAGAAGAAGAAAAAAUCAUCCAAAUCUCAUCACUCCACCGGGAUGUUCUGAAGGAUAACUUGAAAAGCAGGUCCAUGAGAGGAUGGCUGCUGURCCUCUGCCUGGCUGAGCAGCUGCACUCCUCAGUUCUGUGACGCCCUCUGCUGUGUGGCCGAGGAAAGGUCGGGGUGGGCCAAGGCCAGGCAGGCAGCAUGGAGAACAUCCUGGAGGCCGGGAUGAACGAGGUCAUCGUCAGGCACUACAACCACUCUGGAAAGUGGGACCGCCCUCGCAGCGGCGGGGCCUGCAAGAUGGCCCUGCUGCUCCUCAUCUGCGUGCUGAUCGUCCUGGAGAACAUCACCGUUCUGCUGGCUCUGUGGAGGAACAAGCGCUUCCACAGCCGCAUGUACUUUCUCAUCGGGAACCUGGCGCUGUCGGACCUCCUGACUGGCGUGGCUUACGUGGUCAACAUCUUCACCUCGGGACGCAACACCUUCUUCCUGACGCCGAUGCAGUGGCUGGCCAGAGAGGGGAGCGUGUUCAUGGCCCUCAGCGCCUCCAUCUUCAGCCUCCUGGCCAUCGGCAUCGAGAGGCACAUGACGAUGGUGCGCCUGCGUCCCUGCGAGACGGCCGGUCGAGGUCGGCUUCUCGCCCUGCUGGCGGCCUGCUGGUUUGURUCGGUGAUGCUCAGCGCCCUGCCCAGCCUCGGCUGGAACUGCCUGAAUAAUCUGAACUCCUGCUCCACGGUGCUGCCGCUUUAUGCCAAAAGUUACGUCGCCUUCUGCAUCAGUGUUUUCAGUGCCCUGCUGGUCGCCAUCGUCAUCCUGUACAUCAGGAUCUACCGUCUGGUGACCUCGAGUGGCCGCAGGGUGAGCAGCAGGCCCUCGGAGCGCUCGCUGGCCCUGCUCCGGACGGUGGUGAUUGUUCUUGGGGUGUUUGUCGUGUGCUGGUCCCCCCUGUUCCUCCUGCUCCUGAUGGAUGUUGGCUGCAGCCCCGGCAGGUGCCCGGUCCUCUACCAGGUGGACUUGUUCAUUGCCCUGGCAGUCCUGAACUCUGCCCUCAACCCUCUGAUAUACACCCUGUCCAGCAGAGAGAUGAGGAAUGCCUUCUUCCGGUUGCUGUGCUCCUGUCAGACGGGCACGGACAGCUCCGGGGCGGUUGCAGGGGGAAACCCCCAACUGGGCACAGUCAUCCCCACCGUGGAGAACAGCAAGACCAGUUUGGGCGGAGGCGGAGAGAGCGGUCUGGUUAAAUCCACGMUGAAGCUUCCCCCGGCUGUGAACUCUGACCCCUCUGCCACGGCCGUGCCUCACCCCUCUGGGCCUGCGGAUCUGCUCUCAGCGGUGCUGGUGAAGGCGGGGACUCUGCCACAACUCAGCAAGUUCUGAGUGGAAGCAACUGAACCAAACCAGACACAUUAUCCUACUAUCAGCCACUUUGUUUUUGUUUGUGCACUACAAAUACCCCACAUAGCACACAGGUGUGGGCCAGGUCUAGAGUCAAACUGGCCCUGCUGGCAAGGAAAGCAGUUUGACAAUCGGAUGUGGGCCAGGUCUGGCAAUGACGGCGCUGUUUUACGAUGGCAUGCCACAACUGGCCCGGUUGUGGUUCGRUUUGUGUGGUGUUGGCCCAUGCACGGACCACCUCUGACAAACUGCAUCUGGGCCACCAAAGGAUUGUCAUUCUUUACGCUAUCUGGGCUGUGUUACUGCUCAGGUAUGGAAAUGUGGGCCAGAACUGGGYCAGACCCAUUUUGCUAUGUGGGAUCGCAUAGAGAACUAAUUUGGAACCAAACCAGUUCAGAUUUUAGAUCUGAGGCUACUCGAUCCCCUAAAAGCCACUAAUCAGCUUGAUCUUUARGAGAAGUUUCAACACUACAGUCAAGUGAAAUGUGCGCCACAACCCCAGGUUUGAGUUGGGAUGUUCAGAAAGUUGGGAUGCUAUUAUAUAGUUUUCAAAUAUCUCAAAGUUGACUUUAAAAUUUUAUUUACAAUGGAACAUGUAGUGUUAAACAUAUGAAAUGCUGAAACUAAGAAAUUGUUUUGGCAGCAACACUUCCCAAGACAGAUGAACUGUGUUUACAUGGUGUUGAUAACAUAAUCAGAUUUGUUCAUAUGCAGUGAGGGUGGCACGGUGGUUCAGUUGGUAGAGCUGUUGCCUCUCAAAAAGGUCACCGGAUUGAAUCCCGGCCGGGUACCUUCCAGGGCAGAGUGGGUUUCCUCCCACAGACCAAAAACAUGACUAUUAGACUAACUGAUAACUCUAAAUUGUCCCUAGGUGUGCGUAAAGAGUGGUUGGUUGUCUCUGUGUGUUCCUGUGAUGAACUUGCAACCUGUCCAGGGUGUACCCUGCCCCUCAUACAGUGACUGCUGGAUAUCAAUACUAGAGACCCCCAUGACCCUGAAAGGAAGAAGCUGAUGAAAAGAUAAUGGAUGGAUGCCAUGCCAGCUAAAGGUCUAAAAUUCACAGAUAUCAAAUUUCAAUCUUGAUCUUUUGGACACAGAAAUGUCACCCAAUAAUCAAAAUCUUUCAAUAAUAUUGUGACAAUUGACACUUUUCUACUGCUCAUCUUUAUGUCUGAGAGAUUCAACCUCUGUAAAAUGCUUCUUUUAUUCCCAGUCCUCUAUAGACAURGCUCCCACAUUUUUUAGCUUUUACCCCCAAAAUAACAGUAUCAGAGACCUGUGCCCCCAAACACUGCAAAUAAGCAGGUCAAAUAAACAUGGGUAACAUUUCAUUUAGCUAAUUUCAUCCGUUUUACAGUACACUAACUAUGAUUCUUUGUAACAGCUGAGGCAAAAAAAAAUGUUAGCUGUCAUUUUUUAAUUUUGAAAGUCCUUUCAAGACCCAACUUUGAUG
Messenger RNA from Austrofundulus limnaeus, 3044 nucleotides. RefSeq names its product sphingosine-1-phosphate receptor 3a (gene s1pr3a). Gene Ontology annotation, molecular function: sphingosine-1-phosphate receptor activity. NCBI's taxonomy places the organism in Eukaryota, Metazoa, Chordata, Actinopteri, Cyprinodontiformes, Rivulidae. Gene Ontology annotation, cellular component: membrane. The transcript is spliced from 2 exons. Gene Ontology annotation, biological process: G protein-coupled receptor signaling pathway. The record is from RefSeq and is a predicted model, not a curated record. Bases 398 to 1573 code for a protein of 391 amino acids.